GUUAUAAAUCAACUGGUGAAGCUAAACAUUGUUGAAGACCGCAGUAUACUUCGGAAGAAACGUGCCAAGAAACCAAGGAAACUAAACAAUAAUGAGUAUGAGGUACCGUAGAAUUCUGAACAAUAACGUUUGGAUUUAGUGGCACUAGUUUUAUUAUGAGCUGCUUCUUUCGUGGGUGGGGGAGUUUAGGUGUGUUACAUGGUAAUCCCGUAGUUUUGGAAACGCCAUGUAUAUAGAUUAUUUUUCGAAAGCUAUAUAGAAAGCUUUCGAUCCGUAAGCCCCGAUCUUCAUACAGAUAUUAUUAGCAUUGAAGAAGAUCCGGGCUUACGGAUCGAAAGCUUUGCAGUAAUAAAUUUACGUUGUGUUUCCACAAACCAAAACGUAUAGCUUAAUUGCAUGUGUUUCAUGUUUUAACACCACAUACAUGUUGUUCUAAAUUGGUAAUGCAUGGCCUAACAGUUGUAAAGAGUUCUAAUAAUCAGCGUAAGAGUUCUAAAUUGAUAAUGUAUGUGUAUUUGCCAACAUUAAACUUCUUAAUUUCUUUAUUCGAACUAGGAAGAAGAUGGUGGUAGUGACGAAGGUACUGUUAGUAGUUCUUUUGUAACAAGCCAUGCAGGCAUCUACUGUAACUCAUUUCGUAGCAUGUGAUAAUUAAUGUGGUGGUUAAUUAGUAUAGGUAAUCAUGCGAUGGCGAGUACAAUUAGGGAUUAAUAGUACGAGUGAUGUUUGGAAAUUUUGCCAAAAUUGGACGAGCCGCCGGGACGAGUCCAAUUUGGCAAAUUUCCAAACAUCACGAGUACUAUUAAUCCCUAAUUGUACGAGCAACAUCGCAUGAUUACUUGUUUAUUAUUAGCAUGACAAAAUUGGGUACUUCUCAAUGUUAACAUCAUAUUCUCCCCCAAAGCCCAGUCCUGCAAGACUUUCAACCAAAAUUUGGUGCUUUUGUUCGUAUUUUCAUUUAGUUCUUUUGUUAAAGCAAAAUUCGGUGCUUUUGUUCGUAUUUUCAUCUAGUUCCUCUAGGGCAAUUUCAUUUCAUAUUUUUGUUUAAAAUACCUUUCCGCCAUUUUGUUUGUUUUGGGAAAAUCAUUAAUUGUACUGCAGUACAAUUAAUGAAAUAAUUGUACUCCUCUUAACCAAUCAGCAUCCAGUAAUUUUGUCAUGCUAAUAAUAAAGAAUGGAAUAAUGAUGAUUAUUUUAUACUCAAAGUCUAUUGUCGUUCGUGAUUGGUUAAAACGCGUAAUUAUCGGUUUCUUGAAGCCGUCGCGUUAUUUCAGCUGCUGACGCCAACAGCGUGCAAUAAUACUUUUUUUUGGAUCUGUAUAUUAAUUUUAAAGGUUAGGGUCUGUAUAUUAAUUCCUAUCAUGAUCAGCAAAUGACAACAGUAGUUAAAUGAAUGAAAUGUAUCUCUCCCUUAAAGGACUAGUAUUGCAGGCUUUUGUUUUUAUCUUACCCAAAAUCAACAUGGUAAAAAUACCAUUUCCAAUAAGAAUCAGAAAAAAGAAGAAAGGAUUCUCAAAGGAUACAUGGUUCAAAUAUAUACUGUAUACGACGGAUUACAAAAACGUUUCCAGAUCUAUGGAUCUACUCUGCCCAUCAAAUGGUCGCUAGCGGUACAUCGCUCCACAACAAGCAUCUAUUUGGGAAUCAAGGCAAUUUUUAGCAGUUUCCUAGUACGCGGCUGUUGAUGUUUAAACUUUAAAGUAACACUGUAAGAAUUAAGAAGUCUGUAUUCUGCGGGGGCCGGGGAGAUCUUAUGCAACGCGAGAAUGGUUCUAUUUUUUCUUUAUAUAGAGGAUGGCGGAGGUGAUGAGGAGCCUGAUGCCGAAACAUCAGAUGAUGAAAAUGAUGAAUCUGAUUUGAAUGAUGAAAUGAGCACUGAAUUUUCCAACAUGUUGGCGGUCGUAAAAAAUUCAGGUAUUUGAACUUUUGACUUCUUAAUUGUGUUAAGGAUUGUUAAGUAUGUGUCUGUUGAAAGUUUGUACUUUUGAGUUGGAUUCUAACUUUGUUGUAAAAAAUCACCUUGUCCCACGGACCAAUGCUAUUGAAUCAAAUGAACCUACAAUUAGAUUGAAUUUAACUGCGUGGCCUAAUAUCCUUACAAUUUACUCUCAUUUUCCUCUAGAACAUGUCGACCAACUGGAAUGGAUCAAAAGUAGAUUAAAUGGAGCUGCCGAUGACAGAGCUGAAGAUGGUAUUAAACCAGUUCAUUAUCUUAAUGUCAGAUUUAUUAAAUAUAUAGGUUUGGCUUACGGACAUUCGAAUUCGGAGUUUAUUCGAUAAGGAUUCAUAAAAACCUUAAAAUUUGAUAUCAGCUGACACUUACUUAGAAGAGAAGCUUUUUGCACUCUUUAUUUACCAAUUUUUUUUAGUUACUGUUAUUAGAUUCGUUAGCUAACCUGGCAAGACGAGACAAAGUGAUAGAUUUGUAUUAGAUUAGCAGAAACAUAUUAAUUAUUCCUUUACAACAUUGUCCUCCAUUGACAUAAGACGCUCGUAUCUCACAAUCUGUGAAUAAAUGAUUUACUUGACUUCAAAGCACUUGCACACCUUUCACUCUGCUUGACCAAUAAGAGAACGCGAGUAAUUAUCGGAUAGCCAAUAAGAACUGCUUAUUUGUCACGAUCUCUACUUGACAGGAGCUUCAGUCGCGGAUAUUUUCUGGGAACAGGAAAGAAAUUAACAAUUCAAAGGUCGCUUAUUCCUUCAUAUUAUUCCGAACAAUGAUUAAGCUUAACGCGUUGGUCGGAACUCUUCAAAAUUUUCAACAAGAUGAAGAUGAGAAGUGUUGGUUUGUUUUAGAGUUGACCAUUUCUCAUAAAUUGCAACAUGAAUAUAUGUUACAGUUUACUACCUUGUAUUCUUGACAGACGACUGGCAACCAUUACCACUUGUCACGUUGACAGAAGAGAGUGAGUUAGCUCUCCGAGAUAAAUCUUUCCAGAAGCUCCUAAAGAAAAUAGGACUUGCCUCGCCGACCAACGAACAGGUACAGGUUUCGAUUUUGUGUGCUGCACCUACUUAGGUGCUGUAUAUGCAUGCACCAUAGUACUGCAGUUUAUUAACAACGACAUUUCUCUCUACAAAGUGAUGGAAUCUAUUCAUAUGAGCCUAGCUAGCGGAAAAACUCACAUGAGUGAUCUCCGUAUGCCCUAGUUAACGCAUGCACAGAAAAUUCAAUUUGUGUUCGUCUAACGAGGUGGAAUGUCAGUCAAGUGGGAUAAGAUUUUCCGUACGAACGCUUCAUCCCACCUUACUGGGACGGAAAUGUUUUUUGCCCAUUUUGGCCUACGUAUUAGUUUUGAGCGGCGUAUUUGGAAUGUAAGACAAGAAAAAUAAACAUUGACCUGCUAUAGACAGACACUAUCAAUUUCGUAAUGGAAUUUAUUCAGUCACAACGAAAAGGUAUCUCGAAGGCACUAUCAGGUGGGAUAGAAAAUUUUAACCCACUUGACUGAGAUCCCACCUGCAUGGGUGAAGAUCCGGAUCCACCUGCAUGGGUGGGCUGGAUGCAUUAUUGCAUUAUGUCCAACAUGCGGAUAUUAUGGAUUACUCGGGCUAGUUCCUGGUCUGCGGGCAUUUUGUGUUGAACACUGUCAAGGGAUUUUGGAUAAUUUAGGGACCGCAGAGUUCACUUAAAAUGGCGGGUUUGAACGCCAUAGUCCUUAUAAAUAAAUGUUUUCUUAUUUCUAGGAAAGGUAUUGGCGAAUACCUGACAACUUGUCACCCGAUCAGUUACGAAAAGCAGUUGCUGACCUUGAGGCGGAUACACCAGAUGGUAAGUUCAGAGGUGCACACCUCCCCGCACCACCACUCAAAAAGUACUUGAAUUUCAACUUCACCGAAGGGUGAGAAACCUGUAUGUUAUAUACUCUGCCAUAUAACCACGUUUUGCUACACCGCUGCGUAGUCGACGCGCGUAAGGUGCGUGGAUCGCAGUAGAAGGGGGCAGUAACAUCAUACAAUUGAGAAUAUAACUUCGCAAACGAAAUAUGCACUGUUUCAUAGCGAACAAUCCAAUUCAUAGCGAACAUGUUAUGGACGUGCUGACAACGUUAUGGCGCUGA
Paramuricea clavata is the source of this 4064-nucleotide messenger RNA. The record is from the annotation of a GenBank genome assembly. NCBI's taxonomy places the organism in Eukaryota, Metazoa, Cnidaria, Anthozoa, Malacalcyonacea, Plexauridae.